AUGGGUUUGGGGUGGGUUGCGGGUAGGGAAGAGGCUAGGUCACUGGCUGCUGUGAUUUCAAUCAAGGAUUGGAUUGGCAUUGGAGUGGCUAAGAUGGGGGAUGGGGAGGAGUUGUUUUGGGUUGAUGAGAUGAGGAGAGGUUUGAUGGCGAUGGUGGAGAAGAAAGGUGAUGGCUGUGGGGUCAGGGAGUAA
Messenger RNA from Prunus armeniaca (apricot), 192 nucleotides. Lineage: Eukaryota; Viridiplantae; Streptophyta; Magnoliopsida; Rosales; Rosaceae. The record is from the annotation of a GenBank genome assembly.